AUGGCGACUGUCAGCGUCCUCACCUUCGAUCCGGAGGGCUGCCCGAUAGAGUUCGAUUCUUGGCUUGGUGACUUACAGCUGUACUUACUGAGCGACUAUAAGGACGGUAUUUCGCUGUUUGACCUCCCGUCUGGAGCCUCUCUCGCCCCUCUCGACACAGCUGACAGUGCAACUCGCUCGCAGUGGCUUACCCGUGACGCUGCUGCUCGCUUAGCCGUUUGCAAUCAUCUGCCGUUAGCUGAACGCACUCACUUUGGCCAGCACAAGACUGCUAAAGCCCUGUAUGAUGCUGUAGUCGCUCGUUACUCCUCCCCGGCCACUGCUGCUCUAGGCCGCCUUCUACUGCCCUACCUGUUCCCCGAGUUGAACCUCCUUCUCGCCCUUGACCCCACAGCCCUCACUAUCGACCUGCUUGAGAAGCACCUCCUUGCAGUUGAGACUAGCAUAGUCGGUGUAGGCGCUUCUCGUGGCACUCCUCGCACUCCCUUCUUUGAGGGGUACUCGCCCUCCCCCCUUCUCCCCUUAGUCGCCUCUGCUGCAGCUGUUGACUACCUUCGUGCUGAGGAGGUAGGAGCUGCGUCUGCUCCUAGUGGGAGGCGCCGCAGUGGCAGGGGCAAGGGAGGCAGAGGCGGUGGGGGUGGCAGAGGUGGAGGCGGUGGUGGGGGCGGUGGAGGCGGUGGAGGGGGCGGCGGUGGCGGAGAGAGUGGUGGUGGGGGUGGAGGCAUAGGUGGCGGCGGUGGUGGCGGCAGUGGGAGCGGAGGCGGCGGCAGUGGUGGCGGCCGGGGUGGUACCAGCCAGAGGGGAGGCCUUGGCGAUGGUGAUCGCUCUGGUUUGACACGCGAGAAGCCUCACACCCAGUACCGCUGCUUCUCUCGUCUUACUGACGCCUUCUGCGCAGAAUUUCCCGACGCGGCUGAGCUUCCCCGCUGGGCAGAGCUGCUUAGGCAGGGUGUGGAUAUCUUUGCUCUUGAUUAUGAUGCUAUCCUUGCUGCCAUGUAUGCAUUGACUGUUAGUGCUGAGGGUGACUGUUACCUGUGUAUGCCGCCAAACCCAGGUAUAGAGGCUGCUGCUCUAGGUGCUAGUGAGUCUGCUGCUCUAGGUGCUGGUGAGUCCGCUCUCUCGGGUACUGCGUCUGCUGCGGCCUUGCACACCUUCACGCUUGACUCAGUCCUUCCACGUUCCUCCACUAUUCUGCCGUGUCCAGCGGUUCCGUCUGGCUCACUGUCAGGUCUCCACCUCUCCUCGUUCUCUACGAACGUGGUGAGCAACGCCGUCCUUCAGGAUGCGUGGGUUGAUACCUUCACCCCUGGAGGACAGCGUGUGACGAUCUGUACAUGCUCUUGGACUGGCAGGCACCUGGCCACGUUCACUCAUCGGCCUCGGUCGAGUCUGUACACACUGAAGACUGCGCCUCCACAGGUAGCUACGUCUGCGUUUGCGUCAGGUCAGCUAGAGGCCCCCUGCUCGUGUCGCGCCCUGUCGCACGAGACGCUCGUUUGGCACCACCGCCUUGGUCACCCCUCCGUGGCACGCCUUCGUGGCAUGCACUCCCAUCUUCUCUCUGGUCUUUCCAAGUCUCUCUCUCCCCUCCCACCCUCGCUUGCCCCUCCCUGUCUUCCCUGUGUCCAGGGGCGGCAGCGCGCCACUCCUCACUCCUCCGAGUUUCCCCCGACGACUGCUCCCUUGCAGACUCUCCACAUGGACGUGUGGGGCCCAGCCCGCGUCCGAGGACAAGGCUGCGAGUGCUACUUUCUGCUGGUUGUCGACGACUACACGCGUUCCACUACGGUCUUCCCCUUGCGCAGCAAGGGGCAGGUCCCUGAUGUUUUGAUCCCUUGGAUCCGCGCUGUUCGUCUCCAUCUCUGCGAGCGGUUCGAGACGGACCUUCCCAUCCUGCGUCUGCACACUGACAGAGGUGGUGAGUUUUCGUCUAACCUCUUGCGGGAAUUUUGUCGUGGGGAGGGCAUUCGCCAGACGUUCACGCUCCAGGCCUCUCCACAGUAG
Messenger RNA from Closterium sp. NIES-65, 2004 nucleotides. The record is from the annotation of a GenBank genome assembly. NCBI's taxonomy places the organism in Eukaryota, Viridiplantae, Streptophyta, Zygnematophyceae, Desmidiales, Closteriaceae.